AUAUUCUUUACUGGACGAUGUCAUUGCUUUGAAGAUCUUCAUAUUGUUAGUAAUUAUCGGAAAAAACUAGAAAUGAACGAUCAUUUUUUCUUAUUUGGUUUUCUCUUAUGGUCAGUCAAAACGACGGAUGCUGCAGUUGUUGCGCCAUCACCAAACCAAAAACCAGCAUAUGGUAUCUGUGUUGAUAUCACACUGUGUCAAAAUCCAGCAUACAAACCCAUCUGUUCACAAGGUUUGCCUAUAUGUCCCUCCCCCGUUAAACCUGCGACACAGACCGCAACCAAACGACCCUCACCAACACCUUCACUUCCUCGUACCACCAACAAAGUGACCAGUUCAGCGAUAGUGACCACUGGUGCCUCAGUAAAGCCAGCAACAAAAACUAUUGCACCGUCUAAACCAACCGCAUUCGUGAAAAGUACACAUAUAUCUGCACCAACAAAACAAUUGAACAUAUUGACGAUACAGAAUAACUACAAAAUAUCCUUUGGAAAGAAAUCCAAUGUUACAAAACCAGGAACAUAAUUAAAAUGUAAUACUCGACGUCUUAAAUGCAUAUCUCGUACUUAUAUGAUGGUAUAGUAAUUGGUAUAGUAAACUUCUAGUAAAAGAUCAAUAAAAAUAAGCAUAUUUUUAGGAAAUAAAUGUGAUUUUUGUUUUGUCAAAAUAUGGCAAUACUCCGAGCUGAACUGCACGAGCUGCAAAUGCCUGACAAACUCUUCGACUCAUAGUUUGCC
Dendronephthya gigantea is the source of this 737-nucleotide messenger RNA. RefSeq lists its product as uncharacterized. The transcript is spliced from 2 exons. The record is from RefSeq and is a predicted model, not a curated record. NCBI's taxonomy places the organism in Eukaryota, Metazoa, Cnidaria, Anthozoa, Malacalcyonacea, Nephtheidae. The coding region runs from base 73 to 525 and encodes 150 amino acids.